Messenger RNA from Protopolystoma xenopodis, 288 nucleotides. NCBI's taxonomy places the organism in Eukaryota, Metazoa, Platyhelminthes, Monogenea, Polystomatidea, Polystomatidae. The record is from the annotation of a GenBank genome assembly.
AUGAUAUUCGUCGAAGUUCGCGGUUUUAUGUCCAACCUAAGUUACAGUGAGUCAAAAAUUUUGGAAGCUAUUGCUACGACCGCUGCUGCUGCUGCUGCCUCAUGCAAUGCUGAAGGCAAUGCUCUUUUCCCCGCCUUAGAUACUCUUCUCACAAAGUUGGAAGAUCAAUACUCUUCAAUGCCAGCACAAUCAGACAUCCUCGCCUCUGGGGAUCAUUCUACUGCUUCUUCUGAUCAGUCCUUUGCCAAAAAUUGUUCGGGUAAAAGUUUUAUCUCAAAUGGAACUUGA